AUGAGCAAGCGACAGCGCGACACCGAGGCGAAGGGGGAUGCUGUUCGACACGCCGUUGAGCUAAUAUGCCAACGUUCCGUGAAAGACACGGAGGUGAAAGAGGCUGCCUUGACGCCCCUUGAGCAGCAGGUGGUUCGUCUCAAGGAGUCCUUGCCGCCCGACGUCGUGCUGAUGGUGGCGUGUGGUUAUCGUGUAAAGUUUUACGGUCGCGAUAGCCGCGUGGCAAGCCGCCGUUUGGGUAUCAUGUGCAUUGGCACGACUCCUUUCGAGUCAAGUAGUAUACCCUACGUGCGGGUAAACCUGUACGUUCAUCGCCUUGUGGCUAUGGGUUAUCGUGUGGCGUUUGCUGAUCAAGAGAGCGCCUCCAUUCGCACAACCAGUGGGACUGCAAAGGGUAUUUUCACCCGAGAGAUUGCACGAGUGUGUAGCCGGGGAACGCUGCUGCCGUCUGAGGUCAUUGGUGCCGCCACCCCGGGGUCUGCGGCCACCACCACCACGACGGCGUCUCAUACUGCUCAAUCGGCUGAUGUGGCGGAAGGUGGGGUGGAGGAUGACGGGCCAGAGCCAGACGGUAUGGAUGUUUCCAUAAAGGAAGAGUCUUCAGAGUUGUUCAUGUGUUUUAUAAAGUCCUCUGCGUCAACAUUGUCGCCACAAGCACCGGGAAUUUCUGCGUUGGAUAUAACACUCGUCAGCUUCGUCACGUAUACCGUGCGGCGUCACCACAUUGCAUCCGAAGUGGAGCUGUUGGAUGUCCUGCACCGCUACGAGAUUGUGGAGGUGGUGCUCCUUUUCGAGCCUCACCAAGCGACGGGCGCGAAGGACAUGGCAUCGCCCUCGUCGCCUUUGCAGUACUUACCGGAGGUGUACGCCGCUUGUCUAAACGAGGUUCUUCCGCUACAUUUUGGCCCCACCAUCAACGGGGAGGAGGACGGGCGGUCGAUUUGCCUCGCCGCGUUUGAGUGCGUGGGCUCCGUGGACGGGGCGAUUGCAGGGUACCUCGCACCCUACCGGCUGAAUAGAGUAUAUGAACAGCUGUGCGCAGAGGGUGGUCAGACGUUGUCAUUUAAAGGUGCUAUCGACAGUGCAACGCAGGCAAUGGAAUUGCCUGGCAGCACAUUAGGUGCGCUGGACAUUUUUCACAGCAGCAUCGGCGCCAAGGGCUCAUUGAUGGCGUUGCUUGACCACAGCCUCACUCUACCUGGUGUACGACGCCUGCGACUGUGGUUGUCAGCACCGCCGUGUGAUAUAAACACCAUCCUGUUACGUCGAAACGCCGUGUCAUUUUUGCUGCGUGGAGAAGAUGCCAGCGCUGUGGCGAAUUUGCUUCGCGAGUGUGCCAAGUUUGGAGACAUUGAGGCAACCUUAGGGAAGUUGCGGGCGCAGCGUUGCACAAUUGCUGAGUACGUCCAUCUUCUGCAUGCUGUGGAAACAGCUCACACUCUGGCGCGUGCCGCACUGUUUCGCAGUGAUGGGCAGAUAGAUGCUUUUAUUUGCGAAGCCUUGAAGAGUGUCACCUCUGUGGAGACGACCACUUUUCUCCAGUCUUGUAAGUCUGAAAUGGAGUCCCACGCGACCUCCCCGUUUGAAUACUUCACAUCCCCUGGCGUUUCUACCCCUACUUCCAUGCAGACUCACUUGAUGGCUCGUGAUGAGGCACUACGCGCUCUUGAUGAAGAGCUGGAGUCUAUUCGCCAGACACUGCAUAUGCCGGAGUUAGAGUACCGCACCAUUGCAGGGACGCCAUUUAUUGUGGAUGUGCCACAGGCAAAAUGCAGUCGUGUCCCAAAGGACUGGCUGGUGCUGACCCGGACCAAAAGUCAUGUGCGGUUUCACACAUCAAACAUUGUUGAUCUUAAUGUUGCCCUUUCUUCUUCCAGAGAACGUCUUUCUGUUGCGGCAAGAGAUGCAUGGCAGCAAAAGCAGGAGGAAUUGGCGAACACUUCUUCAGCCAUGAAGGUUUUUCAGACCGUUAUCGAUGCCGUGGCUGUUUUGGAUGCAAUUCGGUGCCUGUCGGUGACAUCGUCCUCCCCUGGCUAUACUGAGCCUCAGCUCUCAGACGAUGCAGCGUGUCUGAAGAUUGUUGGCGGUCGUCAUCCAGUACUGGACAACAUUUUGCAGGGUAGUUAUGUGAGCUGUGAUGUUUGCCUGGCGAAGGGUGGGACAUGGAUCCUGACUGGACCCAAUAUGGGUGGCAAGUCUGCUCUUAUGCGCAUGGUUGGCGUGUUUGUUAUCAUGGCGCAGCUUGGUUGCUACGUUCCGGCGAAUGCAGCCCAGUUGCCUCUGUUCACCGCAGUGUACUGCCGCAUGGGGGCAACUGACUCGCUGCUGGAAGGAGCCUCCACUUUUUUGAAGGAAAUGGAGGAAACUAGCCGCAUUCUGCGCUCGCCGCACGUGUCAUCCGCGCUUGUGUUGUUGGAUGAGCUGGGAAGAGGCACAAGCAGCUUUGACGGUAUCGCCGUUGCUGCGGCGACACUUGAGUACCUGCUUCAACGAGGCACGACGACAAUGUUCGUGACCCACUACACACAUCUGUGUGAGCCGUACCGUCAUCCUACCACCGAGGGAGGACGUGUGUCGUGCUAUUAUAUGGGGUUUCGUGAGGGGCGAAGUGAGACGGGUGAUGGAAUCCCCAAACUGGUCUUUACAUACAAGCCAACACCGGGUGUGACACCGUCCAGCUUUGGUGUGCGGGUGGCACGCAUGGCAGGGCUUCCACCGGUUGUUUUGGCGGAGGCGCAGCGGAUCAGUGAAAUAGAGGAGAGAGAGCAGAUGGCGCGGAUGGCGUUGCUGCGUUUAAGGCGCUUUGUGCAGACGUCUUCUAUUUAA
Molecule: messenger RNA, 2826 nt
Organism: Trypanosoma rangeli
Lineage: Eukaryota; Euglenozoa; Kinetoplastea; Trypanosomatida; Trypanosomatidae
Product: putative mismatch repair protein MSH3
Exons: 1
Coding region: 1-2826 (941 amino acids)
Biological process (GO): mismatch repair
Cellular component (GO): MutSalpha complex; nucleus
Molecular function (GO): ATP-dependent DNA damage sensor activity; ATP binding; mismatched DNA binding
Source: RefSeq, a predicted model, not a curated record